AUGGACAAAUUAAACUGGCUAGAUCCAUUAGAGAUUCACCUUUCUGGUUUGAAUAUAGUGGGUUCUUCUAGUGUUAAUGGAAUUCUUUGCUUUGUCGUCGAUAAGAAACGUUCUGGGUAUUUAUGGAAUCCAGCUAUUGGUGAAUUAAAGGCCAUUCCUCAUAGUCCUAUUGAGUAUCUACCAUUUCAUGUCUUUCCUAUAAUGAGAUAUUUGGGCUUCGGUUAUGAUUGCAUUAGAGAUGAUUAUAAGGUGAUUAGAAGUAUGCAACCUGAUAACAGUGCAGACAUGGAUUAUACUGAAUGGGAUUACACACCCUUAUAUGAGAUUUAUAGCUUAAGAAGUAACUCUUGGAGAAAAGUUAAAAUUGAUGUCAAUAUUUUAGAAGAUGGUGGAAUUGGUGGUGAUAUCUACCUUGACGGAAUGUGUCAUUGGUUAUCAAAUAUUGGUGCUGAUGUGUCUUUGAUAUCAUUUGACAUGAGCAGUGAGACAUAUUAUACAACUCCUACAGACAUAUGUUAUGAUUUUUGUAGAGAUUUUGCGAUGAGCUAUUCUGCUUUAUCAGAGCUUUUGAAGAUACAGCUUGUACAGUUUGACAGAGCUUGA
Messenger RNA from Vigna radiata var. radiata (mung bean), 603 nucleotides. RefSeq names its product F-box/kelch-repeat protein At3g23880-like. Bases 1 to 603 code for a protein of 200 amino acids. The record is from RefSeq and is a predicted model, not a curated record. Lineage: Eukaryota; Viridiplantae; Streptophyta; Magnoliopsida; Fabales; Fabaceae. The transcript has 2 exons.